This is a messenger RNA of Pisolithus orientalis, 1074 nucleotides long. RefSeq lists its product as uncharacterized. The record is from RefSeq and is a predicted model, not a curated record. The transcript is spliced from 3 exons. Bases 1 to 1074 code for a protein of 357 amino acids. Lineage: Eukaryota; Fungi; Basidiomycota; Agaricomycetes; Boletales; Pisolithaceae.
AUGUCGCCAUCCUCAUCUCCAUCGCCACCAUCCACAGGUUCCAAACACAGUGGGUCGAAGGUACCUGACCAGGGGCAGACCUCCGCGACGUAUCAGAUCGAUAUCGUGCAGAGGAUGCGCGUCACCUCUGACGGGCCUCUGGAGUCUGACGAGAUAGACCAGAUCAAGAACAAGCUCGAACGGUCAUUGCAGCGCGACCUUGGCGGGUACUUAUCCAGUGAUGAGAGCAGUAGCACUAAGAUAAGCAUCACCGAGACCAGUGUCAACGUGCUGAGAAAGGGUGGGCGCGACAGAACACUCUCGUCUUCUGCAUCUUUCCCAUCCUUCUCCUUCACGAGCACUCAAACCCUGGGAGCCGCUUGGUCACCGCAGCGGCACAAAAGCCAGCCUUCACAAGAGGCCUCCUCGAAGCGGGCUCCUCAGAGAAUCCUAUUUUACCAUGCACAUGAUCCGUACUACGGUUUCACCAACUUCUCACCUGAUCCAGUGGAAUACCAUGGUAAAACAUAUCCAACGAGCGAGCAUCUGUUCCAAUCAUUAAAGGCGCGUCCCACCACCGUCCGAUUCUCAAUAUUUUUUAUCAUACGACCUAUUGUUGCACGGCGUGUGGGUUCGCCUGGCAAGUUUCUACCCCACCGCCCUGAACUGGCAGAGCACAUGAGAACGUGCUCGAAGCGACCACGCGUCGUGUUUGACGAAGCUCAUAGGUUCAGCCCGGAGGCCCGUCCAGACUGGCUCAAAGUCAGAAUCGAAAUGAUGGAUUUAGCACUGUGGCACAAGUUCACGCAGAACACAAACCUCAAGGAUGAACUUCUUUCGACAGGCGAUGCAGAGCUAGUGGAGGUAAGCGAUGCCUUUUUCUCCCUACCUCUGGUACCGCAGCCGAUACUGAGAACUUUCCUUCUCUUCGCAUCCCUCCCAAAGGACUCAGACAAGGACGCAUUCUGGGGAGUAGGGCCCGACGGAAAGGGGGGGAACCAGCUCGGGAAAGCGUUGCAGAGACUCAGGACGAAACUGCGCGAUGCCAGUACGACAGCGAACGGUCAUGGUCGGAGCAAGGCAAGGCUGAUUUAA